AAGGAUAAAAAAAUAAGAACAAAAGGAAGAAACAACAAAUAUUGUGUAUGGAAGGAAGCAAUGAAACAUGCGUUUACAAGAACAAAGACGCGCCAGUGGAGGCGCGUGUAAAGGACCUUCUCUCUCGCAUGACUCUGCCGGAAAAGAUCGGCCAGAUGACUCAGAUCGAACGCGUCGUCACUACUCCUCCUGUCAUUACAGAUAACUUCAUCGGUAGUGUAUUGAACGGUGGAGGAAGUUGGCCGUUCGAGGACGCUAAGACGUCGGAUUGGGCUGAUAUGAUCGACGGUUACCAAAACGCAGCGUUAGCGUCGCGUUUGGGAAUCCCGAUCAUCUAUGGCAUUGACGCCGUCCACGGUAACAACAACGUCUACGGAGCCACUAUCUUUCCCCACAACAUCGGCCUCGGAGCCACCAGAGACGCAGAUUUGAUAAGAAGAGUCGGGGCAGCAACAGCACUUGAAGUAAGAGCUUGUGGCGCUCAUUGGGCGUUUGCUCCAUGCGUGGCCGCUUUGAGAGAUCCGAGAUGGGGGAGAUCCUAUGAGAGUUACAGUGAAGAUCCUGACAUUAUUUGUGAGUUGAGUUCGCUUGUCUCGGGCCUACAAGGCGAGCCACCUAAAGAACAUCCUAAUGGUUACCCUUUUCUUGCAGGAAGAAACAACGUGGUCGCAUGUGCUAAGCAUUUUGUUGGAGAUGGUGGUACCGAUAAGGGCAUAAACGAAGGGAACACUAUUGUGUCAUACGAAGAGUUGGAGAAAAUACAUCUUGCACCAUAUCUGAAUUGUCUUGCUCAAGGAGUCUCUACAGUUAUGGCCUCUUACUCCAGUUGGAACGGAAGUAAACUCCAUUCUGACUAUUUCCUCUUAACCGAACUUCUCAAACAGAAACUCGGUUUUAAGGGAUUUGUCAUUUCAGACUGGGAAGCUUUGGAACGGCUAAGCGAGCCAUUCGGUUCAAACUACCGCAACUGCGUCAAAAUCUCAGUUAAUGCUGGAGUUGACAUGGUGAUGGUGCCUUUCAAGUAUGAACAGUUUAUAAAGGACCUCACAGAUUUGGUGGAGUCAGGGGAAGUAACUAUGUCUCGGAUUGAUGAUGCUGUUGAGAGAAUACUCAGGGUGAAGUUUGUUGCGGGUCUUUUCGAACAUCCUCUCACGGACCGGUCUUUAUUGGGUACCGUUGGCUGCAAGGAGCAUAGAGAACUAGCGCGUGAAUCGGUUAGAAAGUCGUUAGUUCUGCUAAAGAACGGGACAAAUUCUGAGAAGCCAUUUCUGCCACUAGAUCGCAAUGUCAAGAGAAUUCUAGUCACUGGGACACACGCAGACGAUCUUGGAUAUCAGUGCGGGGGAUGGACAAAGGCAUGGUUUGGUCUAAGCGGCAGGAUCACAAUCGGUAAUUAAAGCGACUCCAAUCAAAGAGACUAGUAGAUGUUGUUAGUAAAUUAUUAUCAAAACGUAUCUGUGUUGGUCUGAACUUGCAGGGACAACGCUUUUGGACGCCAUUAAAGAAGCAGUUGGAGACAAGACCGAAGUGAUCUACGAGAAGACUCCUUCAGAAGAAACUUUAGCCUCGUUACAACGCUUCUCCUACGCCAUUGUUGCAGUGGGGGAAACUCCCUACGCAGAGACAUUGGGAGAUAACUCGGAACUCACAAUACCAUUAAACGGUAACGACAUUGUAACUGCAUUAGCAGAGAAAAUCCCGACUCUAGUGGUCUUGUUCUCAGGACGGCCUUUGGUUCUUGAGCCGCUGGUUCUUGAAAAGGCUGAGGCUCUGGUCGCUGCUUGGCUUCCUGGAACGGAAGGGCAAGGGAUGACUGAUGUCAUAUUUGGAGAUUAUGACUUUGAGGGGAAGUUACCAGUGAGCUGGUUCAAACGCGUUGACCAGUUGCCGUUAACCGCUGAUGCUAAUUCAUAUGAUCCAUUGUUUCCUCUUGGUUUUGGUCUCAACUACAAUUCCAGUGAGAAUGUGUGAAAGUGUGAUAUUUGAUAUUCAGAGUAACGCUUGGACUAGUGUGCAUAUGAAUAAGUACUUGGUCUUGUGUCUUCAUAAUUAAAAAAAAAAACUCAAAGAAAACCAAAAUCUAAUAACAUCAUUUGCUCA
Messenger RNA from Arabidopsis thaliana (thale cress), 2100 nucleotides. RefSeq names its product Glycosyl hydrolase family protein. The coding region runs from base 48 to 1397 and encodes 449 amino acids. The record is from RefSeq and is marked reviewed. Gene Ontology annotation, molecular function: hydrolase activity, hydrolyzing O-glycosyl compounds. Gene Ontology annotation, biological process: carbohydrate metabolic process. Lineage: Eukaryota; Viridiplantae; Streptophyta; Magnoliopsida; Brassicales; Brassicaceae. The transcript has 8 exons.